Rhodamnia argentea is the source of this 2220-nucleotide messenger RNA. RefSeq lists its product as uncharacterized. The coding region runs from base 173 to 2050 and encodes 625 amino acids. The transcript has a single exon. Gene Ontology annotation, molecular function: protein binding. Gene Ontology annotation, biological process: cell surface receptor signaling pathway. The record is from RefSeq and is a predicted model, not a curated record. NCBI's taxonomy places the organism in Eukaryota, Viridiplantae, Streptophyta, Magnoliopsida, Myrtales, Myrtaceae.
ACAAAAAGACAGUCGCCAUUCUUAGACAUGAAGACACGCCAGAAGCUGUACCUCGUGUUCCGUCCGAGUCCGAGUCCGAGUCCGACCAACCUCGACCUCGCCGAGACUUGCAUCCGUCGCCGACUCUGAAGUCUCCGACCAUUCUCGUCGCCUGAUCGGUCCGCAACUCCGGAUGAAUCUCCACCCGCCAAGGAUCGCCGAGCCGACGGCGGAGCCGCGGGAGAGCCGCGUCGAGGACGCGCUGUCGCACUCGAUACUCCUGUCGGAGCGGGUCCGCUCGGCGGUCCAGGAGUCCAAGUCGUUCAAGCUCGAGUGCGCCGAGAUUGGGAAGCAAGUGGAGAGGCUCUCGCAGAUGCUCCGGCUCCUGGCCCGGCUCACGACCUCGAAGGCGACGCCGCUUUACGAGCAUCCCCUCCGGCGCGUCGCAGCAGAAGUCGCCAGGAGCCUCGAGCGAGCCCUGAGCCUCGCGCGUAAGUGUAAGCGCCAAAACCUAAUUCGCCGCUUGAUUACGAUCACUAAAGUCACGGAUUUUAGGAAAGUUUUGAGCCUGCUGGAGGCCUCUGUUGGGGAUAUGGAAUGGUUAUUGAGUGUUUUUGACUCUGAUGCGCCUGGUGGUGGCGGGAUUGUGCUCUCUUUGCCUCCGAUUGCGAGUAAUGAUCCGAUUUUGGCAUGGGUUUGGUCCUUUAUUGCUUCGAUUUGUAUGGGAGAAUCGUUGGACCGAAUUGAGGCUGCCAAUGAAUUGGCUUCGCUUGCAAAGGAUAAUGACCGUAACAAGAAGAUUAUUGUGACGGAAGGUGGGGUUCCUCCUUUGUUGAAGCUCUUGAAGGAGGCUGCUGCCCCAGAAGCGCAAAUUGCAGCCGCGAUCACACUUUUCAACCUGGCCAAUGAUCAAGAGAGAGUCAGGGUCAUCGUGAGUGAACUUGGCGUUCCUCUCAUUGUGAAGGUCCUCAGGGAUGCGCCUAUGCGGGUGCAGAUACAUGUGGCACGGUUGGUUGCAAGGAUGGCAGAGUUCGACCCCAUCGCUCAGGAUGAUUUUGCAAGGGAGAAUGCUAUUAGCCCUCUGGUAUCGAUGUUGUCAUUCGAGACAUUUAUGGAGGAUGAUAUGAAAGUUCAUUUGGGUAAACAAAGUAUACAUUCGAUCAUUCAAUUGAACAAGGAAAAGGGUAAAUUCGCUUUGGCGAAAUCUAACAGUCAUCUCCCUCAAUCAAGCUCUCAUUCACGCUCAUUAUCUGAUGGGGUUAAUAGAUUGGGGGGUCAGAGGAAGGAAAGAGAGGGUGAGACGCCAGAGAUUAAGCUUAAACUGAAAUGCAGUUGUGCGGAGGCUUUGUGGAUGCUUGCAAAGGGGAAUGUUCUCAAUAGUAGGAGGAUAACUGAGACAAAAGGAUUGCUUUGUUUGGCAAAGUUGGUCGAGAAAGAGCAUGACAUGUUGCGGUACAAUUGUUUGAUGACAUUGGUCGAGAUAACUGCAGCUGCUGAACUGAAUAGUGAUCUUAGGCGUGCGGCUUUUAAGACGAGUUCGCCGGCUGCUAAGGCUGUAGUGGAUCAGCUUUUGAGGAUAGUCAAGGAAAUAGACUGGCCAUCAUUGCAAAUUCUUGCCAUAAGGUCCAUUGGUUCACUGGCCAGGACAUUUCCAGCAAGAGAGACCAGAGUAAUUCAGCCGCUAGUAACCCAACUGAGCCACAGAGAUGAAGAUGUGGCCACUGAAGCUGCCAUUUCUCUGGCGAAGUUUGCUUGUCCUGAUAAUUAUCUCUGCGCAACACAUUCAAAGGCAAUAGUUGAGUUCAAUGGAGUCCCUCCUCUCAUGAGACUUUUGAGGGGCAAUGAACGAGCUCAGUUGAACGCGCUGAUCCUCCUCUGCUACCUCGCUAUACAAGCUGGAGAUAAUGAGGCUCUAGAAAGAGCUAGGGUCUUGACUGCACUUGAGGGAGUAGAUCGUUCCAUAACUGGGCAGAAUCUUGAAUUGAGGGACUUAAUUUCCAAGGCCGUAUACCAACUCAAGAUGUAUCAUGCUGGUGUCCAUUCUCAUCGCAUACAUUCACACUUGCCCUGAACUUCAAGAACUGCAUUUGAUCUUUUUUCAUUCAUUGGUCACCUGGAAAAUAUACUUUUGUUUUAUAAGCACAGACAGGUUAGGGGUCCUAGGUCAAAAUUGUAAAUCAAUCAUCAAAUGCACAUUUGCAGUACAGUGGAUUGAAAUUUGAAAGAGAGUUUUCAUGCCUU